CUUGCCCGGCCCAAUCGAAUCUCUGACCGAUAUACCGAACCCUAGCCCAGUUGUUCCGCCGAGCGAACGAUCCAGAAGCAGAAGCCACCGAUCGGCGUGCCGCGUGCGUGAGGCGAUCGGAGCAUCCCGUCCCGAGGAGGAAGACAACCGGCGACGCGGGGGGAACAUGGGGAAGACGCCGGUGCGGAUGAAGGCGGUCGUGUACGCGCUGUCGCCCUUCCAGCAGAAGGUAAUGCCGGGGCUGUGGAAGGACAUCACCACCAAGAUCCACCACAAGGUCACCGAGAACUGGAUCUCCGCCACGCUCCUCCUCACCCCCGUCGUCGGCACCUACCAAUACGCCAUGUGGUACAAGGAGCAGGAGAAGCUUUCCCACAGAUAUUAAAUGCGCUGCCCUUCACAGACAGCACUUGGAUUUAACAUUUGUUUGAUCAAUUUCAGUUCAACGCCUUUUCAUCGUUCCAUAUGCAUGUAUGGUAUCCGUGUCUGGCAAACUUAUUUUGAGGCUUGUUAAAUAUGUACCUUUUGUCUCUCAAGAUGUUAAAUAAAGCAAAUUAACUUCC
Messenger RNA from Zea mays, 563 nucleotides. Its product is annotated as ubiquinol-cytochrome c reductase complex ubiquinone-binding protein QP-C. Gene Ontology annotation, biological process: mitochondrial electron transport, ubiquinol to cytochrome c. The record is from RefSeq and is marked validated. Lineage: Eukaryota; Viridiplantae; Streptophyta; Magnoliopsida; Poales; Poaceae. Gene Ontology annotation, cellular component: respiratory chain complex III. The transcript is spliced from 2 exons. The coding region runs from base 167 to 385 and encodes 72 amino acids.